Molecule: messenger RNA, 1751 nt
Organism: Tachysurus fulvidraco (yellow catfish)
Lineage: Eukaryota; Metazoa; Chordata; Actinopteri; Siluriformes; Bagridae
Product: proline-rich protein 29-like
Exons: 6
Coding region: 92-688 (198 amino acids)
Source: RefSeq, a predicted model, not a curated record
ACACACACACACACACACACACACACACACACACACACACACAUACUUUGUGUAGUUACAAAAACUUGAUGAUCAACUCCAGUAAACGAGCAUGGAACAUUCAGCACAGAGCCAUCAGAAUGAUUUCCAACUUAUUCAACAACCGACCCCUCAGCCUGUUACAGUCUUCCAGCAGCUGCCCUCAGCGGUGGCUCCACCUACACCAACUUUACGGGCGGGACACAUCAGGGAGGACCUCGUAGAGCUGAUGAUGAUGCAGAAUGCUCAGAUGCACCAGGUCAUCAUGAACAACAUGACCAUAUCUGCACUCAGUUCUUUUGGCUACACACAAGCACAGGAGCAUUCAGGUCCCGGUGAGGUGGAUCCGGAGGUGUGGCAUCACCAUCACCCCUUUUCCCCCUGUGUAUCUUACCCUGCAUGGGUUCCUAUUUCUCUGGCACCGAUGCAGUCUAAUGUCCCGCUUCAGACCAUUCCAGGCUUUCAGGAGAUGGGGUAUCCUUUACAAAACCUCCCCAUAGAACACAGAGACAGGAAAGCUUUCCCUCCUACACCACCACCACCACCACCACCACCACCACCACCACCACCACCCAGUGCAACAGGCACUGUCGGACAGGACGUUCUAACUGCUGCAGAGAAUUAUGGAGCAGAAAGAAGGCAGCACAGACAAGAUGAGAUACAGAACUGACACAGAAACAAUAACCUAACUUGGAUAUAAACACUGAACAUUACAAACCGUACAUCACAGAGCUAACUGGGUGUCCUUGCUGUGUAACGUGAGAACGUGAGAAUAUUGUAAUAAAACGAUUAGACAAGAGACAAAGUACUUCAUUUAAACAAUUGAUCCCUUUACAAGUAGCAAAUUAACAAAAUGUGCUGAAGGGUUGCAGUUUAUUCUUCUAUCAUACUUAAUGAAUUAAGACUUCACAUUGAUCUGAGAUUCGCUAAUGUGUGCUAAUCUUGUCAGAUCUGAAAGAUCAUAUUAUAUAUUAUAGUGUCGUACAUAAAGCACAAUACGUCUGUUAUUUAGAAGUUGCUAAUGCUUCAGGUGCAUGUCUUUGUUUUGUUGAUUUAAUUUGAUUUUUAACAUAAGUAGAGCCCAAAUGAAGAGAUGAAAGAGAAUGGACUAGACAGGGAAGAACGUCCACAAUUAGAUAAAUGUCCGUCAUGUCCUUUGUUGUUAUUUGGUUAUAUCUUUCAUGCAAGAAUUUCAUACACUGCUGUGAUUUUUAAGCUUUGAACUCAGGUAACAGUGCCAGAAUACUGCUGUGUGAACAAAGUGUCAUUAUUUGUGUCUGUGUAAAUAACUCCAUGCUUACUUUGACUUCCAGCACUGGCAAAUACUAUCAAUUAUUUAGAAAUUACAGUGAAAAACAGGAAUAGGAUGUAGUUACUAAAGUGAUGAAUGUAAGUGAGCUUACUGCUUGCUUGAGUAGUUAGUAAGUAGGUGAAUUAUCAUUUACAUUUAUGGCAUUUAGCAGACACCCUUAUCCAGAGUGACUUACAGUACAGUACAACUGAGCAACUGAGGGUUAAGGGCCUUGCUCAGGGGCCCAGCAGUGGCAGCUUGGUGGACCUGGGGUUUGAACCCAUGACCUUCCGACUCUGCCCAACACCUUAACCACUGAGCUACCACAUACCACAUUUAAUCCACAUAUAAUCUAUAUAUCCUGAAAACAGAUUUUUGCAGAGUCAGAUUUUACUCAGACAAAUACACUUUUUUAUUAUUUAUUUAUUUAAAAAAAAAAAAA